UCUGUAGUGCCAGGAAAAUGGCAUCUUCAGUUGGUGAGGGUGACAAAUAUCGGUCUCAUUUGGAUGGAGAGGAGGAGAAGAACACUGAAUGGAGAUAUGGGGCUCCUCCUAACUAUGAGGUUGUGAACAAGCUCUUUGAAGAAGGCAGGACUAAGAUAUGGCCUGCUGGAUCACUCGAAGAAAAAGUGCAGAAUCUUGUGAAGACAUGGGAAAUGGAGAUGUUCCAUAAGGUCAAUUUGGAUGACUACAAAACGACUGAUCCCAAAAAAUAUACUUUCAACCUGAAUGGGAGGGAACCUAUGAACUAUGAAGAGAUCAUGAAAAAUGGAGGCUAUAAUCCACUGCUACAAACCUCCUUGCCUGAGAAUCUCCGGGUCUAUAACCCAGCUGAUGAAACUGCACAGUCAUCUCACCUGGCUUUCACCACAACCUUUCCACGAGGUUUUGCACUGGAGAUUCUCCAUGUCUAUUCUGGGCCACCGGUGAUUAAAGGACAUGCACCCACUGGAGAAAUGGUAGAAUUCUUUGGGAUGGCAGUCCUUGAGUUGGAUGAACGUAUGAAAAUUGUUAAGGUGGAGUUCUUUUACGACUCUGGUGAUCUGCUUGGAGGUCUUGUGAAGGGUCCUACCCUGGAUAGCACUGCAGAUGGGGCGUCAGCAGGCUGCCCUGUUCUGAGGAACACAGGGUAGCAUUACAACAAAUUUGUUAUGUGUGAUGUUUCUGCAGUAUGGGGUUGAAAUUAAGAGUACAGUUUCACAAACAAUAGGCAGCUAAAGAUCUUUAAGAACUUUGGUUUCUUAAAAUUCCCUUUUUAUGCUAGAAGUGCAGAUCUCUUGCUGGCUGCAUGUUCUAAUAUCUGUGUGUGCUCUGUGGAAGAAGACAUAAAUGUAUUUGCUCUUGUUCUAGAGAAAAAUAUGAAUCUGUUUGACCGAAUCCUUUAAUCUUUGUUUAAUGGUUCUCCCACCAAUUCAAUGUAGGAUGAUUGAUUUGGGCAUUGAGCUUGUGUAUGUUCCAACCCUCCGACUAUGUCAAAAGCCGAAAACUUUGUAUGAUGAAUUAUAGACCACUACUCAUAGUACUACUCCAAUACAUAUUUUACAUGUUCA
Vitis riparia (riverbank grape) is the source of this 1106-nucleotide messenger RNA. RefSeq names its product pathogen-related protein-like. The transcript is spliced from 5 exons. Bases 18 to 689 code for a protein of 223 amino acids. The record is from RefSeq and is a predicted model, not a curated record. Lineage: Eukaryota; Viridiplantae; Streptophyta; Magnoliopsida; Vitales; Vitaceae.